Molecule: messenger RNA, 2856 nt
Organism: Hemibagrus wyckioides
Lineage: Eukaryota; Metazoa; Chordata; Actinopteri; Siluriformes; Bagridae
Exons: 2
Coding region: 63-2429 (788 amino acids)
Source: RefSeq, a predicted model, not a curated record
UAUCCUUUGAGAUAUGUCAUGGACAAUGAAGAGGUGUGGAUUCAGAGUGUGUUCUUCUUUCUAUGCUUUUUUUUUUUUACACACAAUUCAAGAAUGUAACUUGUGGUGUUUUUUUUUCUUUUAGGCUCCAUCUAAUUUUCAUUGCUUUGGUUCUUUGGGGAGAUGCAGAUGGAUUUGAAGUGUGGAACAGAACCUCAAUUGGGGAUUGGCCCGCUGGACAUUUUAAUACCACUGGGAACCAAAAUUUUCAACUUGCUACACGUGUUCAACCUUUUGGGCUACUAGACAGAAAAGAUGCAAAUGGAAAUGUUGGAGAAGGAAAUUCUGGAAGUGCUCUUCUUACUUCUGAAGUCCAAACUGCUGAACAUGAUUCUAGUUUUGUUCAGUCUUCUGGUGGUCCUGAAAACUAUGGCACUUUGCUUUCUCAAUCCCAGUCUGCAGCCACUACAAACCAGGCAUAUGGAUCCCAAACCCAGUCAUCAUACCAGCUUAACUCUAUAAAACCUGUUUCUGCAAGCCAGACUGCUUCUACAUUUCAGUUUCAGCCCAUGGGUGGUUCAACAAUGAAUCAAGGGUCUGUCUCCAGCAGGUACAACAUUUCAAAGGACAAGCGCAUUUCAUCCUGUUUCCAGUCUGUGCUCCCCUCAAACCAGAUAUCUAGACCCCAAACUCAAUCAUAUCAGCCUAGCACCACAACACAGGUUUCAGCAGGUCAGUCUGCUUCCACUUCUCAGGCUCAGUCCAUGGGUGCAACAUUGAAUCAUGGUCGAACCUCUGGCAGGUAUUUGACUUCAUUGGAUCAGAGCAUUUCAUCCUCCUCCCAGUCUGUGGUUGCCAGAAACCAAAUCUCUGGAUCCCAGAUACAGUCAUACCAGCCUAGCACCACAACAUGGGUUUCAGCAGGCCAGUCUGCCUCUCAGGCUCAGAGUAUCUAUGGGGCUGAAACACCAGGGCCUGCUAAAUGGUACCCCAUUUUACCUGGUCAGAUGAUUCCAUCCAAUUCCCAAGUGUCUGAAAUCCAGAUGCAGUCCUUACCUAGCUCAACACAAGUUUGGGCAGGUCAAUCUGCUUCUACAUCUCAAGCACAGUCCAUGGGUGCUUCAACAUUGUAUCAAAGUCUAACUUCUGGCAGGUAUUUGACUUCACUGGACCAAAGCAUUCCAUCCUCCUCCUCCCAGGCUGUGGUCACCAGUAACCAAAUAUCUGGACCCCAAAACCAGACCUCAUACCGGCCUAGCACUACAACACAGGUUUCAGCAGGCCAGUCUACUUCUACAUCUCAAGCACAGUCCAUGGGUGCUUCAGCAUUGUAUCAAAGUCUAACUUCUGGCAGGUAUUUGACUUCACUGGACCAAAGCAUUCCAUCCUCCUCCUCCCAGGCUGUGGUCACCAGUAACCAAAUAUCUGGACCCCAAAACCAGACCUCAUACCGGCCUAGCACUACAACACAGGUUUCAGCAGGCCAGUCUACUUCUACAUCUCAAGCACAGUCCAUGGGUGCUUCAGCAUUGUAUCAAAGUCUAACCUCUGGCAGGUAUUUGACUUCUCUGGACCAAAGCAUUCCAUCCUCCUCCUCCCAGGCUGUGGUCACCAGUAACAAGAUAUUUAGACUCCAAAACCAGACCUCAUACCAGCCUAUCUCCACAACACCAGUUUUGUCAGGGCAGUCUGCUUCUGCCUCUCAGAUGCAGUCCUUGAAUUUGUCAACCUUGGUUCAGUGGCAAGCUUCCAGCAGGUACAGGACUCUUCCAUCCUUCUCACAGUCUGGGGUCAGCACAAACCAAAUCUCUGGAUUCCAGACCCAUUCAUCAUACCAGCCUAGCACCACAACACAGGUUUGGGCAGGCCAACCUGCAACUACAUCUCAGGCUCAGAGUAGUUUGGGGGCUGAAACACCAGGACCUGCUAAAUGGUACACCAUAUUACUUGGUCAGAUGACUCCAUCCUCUUCCCAAGUGUCUGGAAUCCAGAUGCAGCCCUUAAACCUACCUAGCUCAAUGCAGGUUUGGGCAGGUCAAUCUGCUUCUACACCUCAGGCACAGUCCAUGGGUGCUUCAGCAUUGUAUCAAGCUCUAACCUCUGGCAGGUAUUUGACUUCACUGGACCAAAGCAUUCCAUCCUCCCAACCUGCUAUCCUUCCAAACCAAAUGUCUGGAUUUCAGACCCAGUCAAUAUACCAGCCCAGUACCACAGUACAAGUUCUGGCAGGUCAUUCUGCUAUUGCACAGGCUCAGUCCUUGGGAUCAUCCUACCCAAGUCAAACUUCUGGCAGGUACACAAUUUUGCAAGGUCAGAUAAAUCCACCCUCUUCACAAGUGUCUGGAUUCCAGACCCAGUCAUCAUACCAGGAUAGUGCUGCAUCACAAGAAUCUGCAAGCCAGAGUGAUACUAAAUCUCAGGCUUACUUCCAGCGUACUUUGCACCAGUAACACUGCAACAUUGGGCCCUCCUGACCAGCUCAAAUGUGCUGCAAUCACUGAGGACUGUUGAGCUGUUUAAAUAUUUGCUCAUUUGAGGUACUUUAUUGGUUAAUUGGAUGCUUGUCUGAGUAUUUGUUAUAAUGGAGAAUGCACAAUUUGACUGUCAAAAGACUGGUUUCUUUCUUUCAAGUGAAUAGCUCUUCUGUUGAGGUGUAAUAGGUUUCUCAGUAUUUGGUGUUAUUUCAAUCUCUAGCACAUGGUUCUUAUUUUCAAACACCUACCAUUUAUGGUUCCAGAACAGUUUCAACAUUUUCCCUAUGAAAUAUGUUCAUCAGAAUAAAUCAGUGUGGUGUUUGGAGUACUAGAAAGUCUAACUAGUUUUUGUUUGAAACUUGUACAGGUUUAAGAUUUGACCCAAACUAAAUUAAAAUGAUAG